AUGCCAUUCGUCAAGGAUUUCAAGCCAAUUGCUUUGAAGGACACUAACAUGUUCAAGCCAAUCAAGAUUGGUAACACUGAGGUUGCUCACCGUGUCGUUAUGCCACCUUUGACCAGAAUGAGAGCUCACCACCCAGGUAAUGUUCCAAACAAGGAAUGGGCUGUUGAGUACUACAAGCAAAGAUCUCAAAGACCUGGUACUAUGAUCAUCACUGAAGGUGCUUUCCCAUGUGCCCAAGCUGGUGGUUACGACAACGCUCCAGGUAUCUGGUCUGAAGAACAAGUUGCUGAAUGGACUAAGAUUUUCAAGGCUAUUCACGACAACAAGUCUUUCGUCUGGGUCCAACUUUGGGUUUUGGGUAGACAAGCUUUCCCAGACACUUUGGCUAGAGAUGGUCUAAGAUAUGACUCUGCCUCUGACGAAGUCUACAUGGACAAAGAAUCUGAAGAAAAGGCCAAGAAGUCUAACAACCCACAACACGGUAUCACCAAGGAUGAAAUCAAGCAAUACAUCAAGGACUACGUCCAAGCUGCCAAGAACUCCAUUGCUGCUGGUGCCGAUGGUGUUGAAAUUCACAGUGCCAACGGUUACUUGUUGAACCAAUUCUUGGACCCAAUCUCCAACAAGAGAACCGAUGAAUACGGUGGGUCCAUCGAAAACAGAGCUAGAUUCACUUUGGAAGUCGUCGACGCUAUUGUCGAUGCCAUCGGCCCAGAGAAGACUGGUAUCAGAUUCUCCCCAUACGGUACUUUCGGUACCAUGUCUGGUGGUGCUGAACCAUUGAUCGUUGCUCAAUACGCCUACGUCUUGGGUGAAUUGGAAAAGAGAGCUAAGGCCGGUAAGAAGCUUGCUUUCGUCCACUUGGUUGAACCAAGAGUCACUAACCCAUUCUUCACUGAAGGUCAAGGUGAAUACAAGGACGGUACCAACGACUUCGCUUACUCUAUCUGGACUGGUCCAAUCAUCAGAGCCGGUAACUACGCUUUGCACCCAGAGAUCGCCAAGGAACAUGUCAACAACGAUGACAGAACUUUGAUCGGUUACGGUAGAUUCUUCAUUGCUAACCCAGAUAUCGUUGACCGUAUCGAGAAGGGUUUGCCAUUGAACAAGUACGACAGAGACACUUUCUACGCUAUGACCACUGAAGGUUACUUGGAUUACCCAACUUACGAUGAAGCUAUUAAGAUGGGCUGGGACAAGCAAUAA
Molecule: messenger RNA, 1206 nt
Organism: Nakaseomyces glabratus
Lineage: Eukaryota; Fungi; Ascomycota; Saccharomycetes; Saccharomycetales; Saccharomycetaceae
Gene: OYE2
Product: NADPH dehydrogenase
Molecular function (GO): NADPH dehydrogenase activity; FMN binding
Source: RefSeq, a predicted model, not a curated record